Musca domestica (house fly) is the source of this 1349-nucleotide messenger RNA. Its product is annotated as myb-like protein Q. NCBI's taxonomy places the organism in Eukaryota, Metazoa, Arthropoda, Insecta, Diptera, Muscidae. The record is from RefSeq and is a predicted model, not a curated record. Bases 1 to 612 code for a protein of 203 amino acids. The transcript has a single exon.
AUGAUGGUGGUUGCUACUGAAGCUACAUCCAAUGGGCUUCAACAACAACAACAUCAUCAGCAACAACAACAGCAGCAAGCACUCGCUCAACAACAGCAACAACACCAGCAACAGCAUCAACAACAACAGCAACACACACGUCAAAUUAUUACCUCUACCUUAGCACAACACCAACAACAAUUGCAAAACAACAACACAACCAUAAUAGCGACACAUGCAGCCAAUGGUGGCUCUUCGGCUGCCAACGCUGCUGCGACAGCAACAAUAGCUGCAGCACCGUCCAAUCUUGAAGCGUUUUCCAAUAUUGCAACAGCAGCUCAAACACUCGAAUUAAGUUCCAUAAAUGCCGCUCAAUUAGUGGGUGGCCAUUUAACAGCCAAUGGUGAUUUUGUAACUAUGGGUGGUGUGGUCGUCGGACGCAUACAUCCAGCACCUGGUGGCGGUGGUGCGUUUUUGCAACAUCAAUUGCGAAUACAAACCCCCCACUUGGGUGUUAUUAAAAUGGAACCAUCACCCCACUCCACAGAAUACAAUAGUAAUAGUAACAACAACAGUAACAACAACAAUGCCAAUAAUACAACGAGACAUGCCAAUACGGCAAAUGAAGGAUGAGUCCCCGACUAUGAGACACUACUGGAAUAUGUGCUCAACGAAGAUGACAAAUGGGUAGAAAUCAACGGCAAUUUUGUUAUGGACUCUUCCAAAUAAAUAUAGCCCAAACAGAGAUACAAUUUACGAUAAAUGUAAAUCCAAUUUAUUGCAAAAAUAUGCAGUAUCGAAAGGUCGUGUAUUAUUAUGUUAUAUUGUUGUCACAAAACCAGAAAAAAUAUCAUUAUUGUUGUUAGUUGUUGUUAUUUAAUACCACACAAGAAGAAGCUGAAAAAAAGUAUUUCUUUUCAAAAAAGGGAAACCCGAAAAAAUAAACAUCCAAGAACGAACAUGAAUGUAAAUUAAGAAAAACUAAAGAAGAAACUAGUUAUUGUUAAACAAAACUAAGAAGCCGAAACGAUAAUACUGUACAACAAACAUCCUUGCUCCAAUAGUCUUCAUUUUUGACAGUUUCAGAGUUACCGCUUGCUGCUCCUACUCCUUCAAUUCCUCCUUGCUGUUGACUGGCUAUAAGAAACGGUAGCAACCAAACCAUCUCCUCUAAGCAUCAUAAUUUGUAGUGAAAAUAAACUGAAUGAAAUAAAACUACAAACAACAAGUCUACACAAUGAAUCCUAUCAAAUACAAAUUAGUAGAACACUAUAAGUAAUCAAUAAUUUACAAAACAAAACUAAAGAAAACCACAUCCCUGAACUAAUUGUCUUGUAUAGGUAAUAAAGUUGUUUUAAUUUUUAAAUAUA